Penicillium mononematosum is the source of this 342-nucleotide messenger RNA. RefSeq lists its product as uncharacterized. The record is from RefSeq and is a predicted model, not a curated record. The transcript has a single exon. The coding region runs from base 1 to 342 and encodes 113 amino acids. Lineage: Eukaryota; Fungi; Ascomycota; Eurotiomycetes; Eurotiales; Aspergillaceae.
AUGGCUUCAAAGCAAGCUUUGACCCAAAAAAGUCAAACUCUUCCUGCAAACCCCUUACCAUCCUCAUCAACACCUCAACCAGCACCAACUCAUGCAGGAUCCCCAGUGGCAACACAACGUAGCCAAAGCACAGCUCUGUACGGAGUCAGACAUUACCUACAGGACAGACUUAUCCAUGUCCACUACCAUGGUAUGGCCAGCGGAUUAUUCUGGCUUCGCUCAUACGCUAGGGAGGGAUCCACCCCGUCUGUUGAUAUGGCUGUAGAACUCCAUUAUGACCCGUUUAUCGAAGAUCUGCGGUCUCAUUUCGGCUACAGCCAUGUGCUUCUAUGGGACCAAUGA